ACUUUAAUUUAAGUUUCUUUAUUUCUGUUUGCCUGUGUGUUUCAUGCUCUUCUGACAUUUCUGUUUUGACUCACUGGUUGUAUUGCCGAACAGCUCCAGUUCAACAGUCAUGGUCAUUUUUUAUUUCAGCAGCGGGGUGGAGUAACACUCGGAUCAUCUCCUAGUGGGAUUUAUCAGACAAAUCAAGCCCAUUGAAUUUACGUCUGGAGAACAGGUGAAUCUUUUGGAAUGAAGUCCACAUUUUAUGUAUGAAGCCAUGUCAGUAUCGCUGUGACAGCAGGAAACCAGUGAUCGUGGCAACUGAACCGGUCUGUCAUGUGGAGCGAAAGUGAUACUUGAUUACACUUCUGUGAUUUGUCUUGUGUAGCCGCGGUUUUGUCUGGUUUAAAAGACCAGAUCAUUGCAGUGGUGGAAGACGUCUUUAUCUUCCAAGUGCACCGCUGUAACUGAAGCAGAACAUGGGAGAUGACACGAGUGGCGCACAGGACACCAAGGACGAUGGUCCACGUUCAGGAGCGAUUGAUAUGGAUGCAACGAACCAAACUGAGCGAAGAAGCAUCCCAAAUGGUGACAGCGACCCUGGGGUCAAAACGCAUUUAUACAAGAAGCGCUGGGCGAUUAUGUUCCUGUUCAGCGCAUACUCCUUGACGAACGCGUACCAAUGGAUCCAAUACGGGAUCAUCAGCAACAUCAUUAUGAAGUUCUACAAAGUCGAAGCCCUCGCUGCAGACUGGCUGUCCAUGGUAUUCAUGCUGACCUACAUUCCCUUCAUUUUCCCAGUCACUUGGCUCCUGGAUAAGAAAGGGCUGCGCGUAAUUGCGCUGGCUGCCAACGUGCUUAACUGCGCUGGGACAUGGAUCAAGGUAGCCAGUGCCAGACCCGACCUAUUCAUGGUGACCAUGCUCGGACAGUUUAUAAGUGCUCUGGCCCAAGUCUUCAUCCUUGGGAUGCCCUCGCGGCUGGCGUCGGUCUGGUUCGGCACGAAUGAGGUUUCCACCGCUUGCUCCAUUGGCGUUUUUGGGAAUCAGCUGGGUAUUGCCAUUGGGUUCCUGAUCCCACCCAUCCUUGUGCCUAAUUUGGAUGACGUGAAUGAGUUGGCGUACCACAUCAGAAUCAUGUUCUUCAUCAGCGCUGGAGUGACUACCUUCAUCUUCAUCCUUGUGGUCAUCAUGUUCAAGGAAAAACCAGAGAUUCCCCCCACUCUGGCCCAGGCUCAUGCCAGGAGCAUCCCCCCCAAUGAGUACUCCUAUAUGGCUUCUAUCUUGAGGCUGCUGCGCAACAAGCCCUUCAUGCUCCUGGUGGUCAGCUAUGGGCUGAACGUCGGCUGUUUCUAUGCUGUUUCCACACUGUUGAACCGGAUGAUCAUUACGCACUAUCCUGAUGAAGAGGUGAAUGCUGGGAGAAUUGGUCUGACCAUUGUCAUUGCUGGCAUGGUGGGGUCCCUGAUAUGUGGCCUUUGGCUGGACAAGACCAAGACCUACAAACAGACCACCCUGGUCGUGUAUCUCCUCUCCCUGAUUGGGAUGCUGGUCUAUGCCUUCACCCUCAGCUUGGGUCACCUGUGGGUGGUGUUUGUCACAGCUGGAGUUUUAGGCUUUUUCAUGACAGGAUAUCUACCUCUGGGCUUUGAGUUUGGAGUAGAGCUCACUUAUCCAGAAUCAGAGGGAACCUCAUCUGGACUGCUCAACUGUUCAGCUCAGAUCUUUGGAAUCAUCUUCACCCUCGGCCAAGGAAGGAUUAUUGAUAAAUGGGGCACUUUAGCAGGAAACUUAUUCCUAAGUGCAUUUCUGCUCAUUGGAACAGUAAUGACAGCAUGCAUCAAGUCUGAGCUCCGACGGCAGCAGGCCAACCUACAAUCCAAGGUGCAGCCAGUGAAUGCUCAAUGUCAGUGCUGGGCUACAACACAGGUAGCAGGCAGUAUUAGUUGGGAGUGCAGCGCCUGGUGGAGGCAGACUGGUGAUGGUAGUAGUAGUGGUGGUGGUGGUGGUGGUGGCGGUGGACACAGUGGAGCUUGAAGUGACCCCUCAGGCCCCUCAGAGGUGUGACACCCAAGCUAUCGUGACAGCCUACAGACUCCGUGUCAUCAGUGCAAGAAUACGGUGCCACAGCAUGCAGCGGCCCCUGCAAACAGCAGUCUUGACAUAAACCCCAAACCUCACUAAAACCAAAACACAAGCCUUCCAAGGUAGGGGCACACACUUUGUGAAGCUACAAAACUAGUAAUACUAUACCCAACACACUCACACAGCAAGCAAGAGAAACAUUUCACAUACGCACAGACAGGAAUUUCCCCAUUGCGGGAUCAAUAAAGUCCUACAUACCUACUGUCAUUGUAAAACUGUCACUGAAACUGAGCAGAACUUGAGGCAGUACAUCCUAUUCUUAUAAAGAAUCAGCUCGUAAAAUAAACUAUGGACUAAAUCAUCCUGGGAUUUCAACCUCAUGUAAAACAUUUUGUGAAGAUAAAAUGAAUUGGUUUGAUGCAAAAGGUGAAUGAGACUUUUCAGUAGUGAAUGGAAUAAUUUUAGUUUUCUGGUUUUGCUGUAGCUCUGAAUGCGGAUGAGUUUUAAAAUUUGUGUUUUGAUUUACAAAAACCUAUAACUAUGUCAAGUCACUUGUUGGACAAUGUAAUUACUAUUGCUCUAUUUACUA
Molecule: messenger RNA, 2652 nt
Organism: Monopterus albus (swamp eel)
Lineage: Eukaryota; Metazoa; Chordata; Actinopteri; Synbranchiformes; Synbranchidae
Gene: flvcr2a
Product: FLVCR choline and putative heme transporter 2a
Exons: 10
Coding region: 459-2015 (518 amino acids)
Biological process (GO): heme export; transmembrane transport
Cellular component (GO): membrane
Molecular function (GO): heme transmembrane transporter activity; heme binding
Source: RefSeq, a predicted model, not a curated record